UAUGUUUGCUAAAAUCAUCAAUUUUAAUAUUGUAUCAUUACAGUAUUACUACAUUAUUACAACUGCAAAAGUUAAAUUUGAUUUUGUUUAUGUUGUCAUGUCUAGCAACAUUUCUAUUUCCUUGAGUCAUUUAACUUGA
This is a messenger RNA of Acanthoscelides obtectus, 139 nucleotides long. The record is from the annotation of a GenBank genome assembly. Lineage: Eukaryota; Metazoa; Arthropoda; Insecta; Coleoptera; Chrysomelidae.